CCACACGGAGAGAAGCUUCCUCCAUCAUCACCAUCAUCCAGAAGAGAACUCCUAUUUUCUCAUUUUCAUCCUUGUAGAGGACACCAAAAAUUCCGCAGGGCUGAGAUCCUUUGGCGAAGACUGUAUUUUUUUCCUUUUUUUAUUUUUUUUUCUUUUACUUUUUGCUCCUAAUAUUACAUAAAGGCCAUAUAAUAAUAUAAAGGCCCAAGAGCGCAGAGAGAGACUUCCGCUUCAAGACCUGUGAAAAGAAGGACCUAGAUUUCUUUCAUUGUACGUCAAGAAUGGUUACUCAGAUAAUCAGCACCAUGGAAACUCAGGUGUCCAACGGUCCAAGCGGAACCAGUCUGCCCAACGGCCCAGUCAUUAGCACAAAUGGCUCCACAGAUGACAGCAAAACCAACUUGAUUGUCAACUAUCUGCCUCAGAACAUGACCCAGGAAGAAUUCAAAAGUUUGUUUGGUAGCAUCGGAGAGAUUGAGUCCUGCAAGCUUGUCAGAGACAAAAUAACAGGUCAAAGUUUGGGAUAUGGUUUUGUAAACUAUGUGGAUCCAAACGAUGCAGACAAGGCUAUCAACACACUAAAUGGUCUCAAAUUGCAGACUAAAACAAUCAAGGUAUCAUAUGCCAGGCCAAGCUCAGCUUCCAUCCGCGACGCCAACCUUUAUGUGAGCGGACUCCCCAAAACCAUGAGCCAGAAAGACAUGGAGCAGCUGUUCUCCCAGUAUGGUCGCAUCAUCACAUCCCGCAUCCUCGUGGACCAAGUUACAGCAGGCAUAUCACGGGGAGUGGGCUUCAUCCGGUUCGACAAGCGAAAUGAGGCAGAGGAGGCCAUCAAAGGACUGAACGGGCAGAAGCCCUUGGGAGCCGCCGAGCCAAUCACCGUCAAGUUUGCCAACAACCCCAGCCAGAAGACAGGCCAGGCCUUACUGACGCAGCUGUACCAAACGGCUGCCCGCCGCUACACGGGGCCCCUGCACCACCAGACUCAGCGUUUCAGUGUGAUCCCUUCACUUGGAAAGGGACCAGAUCCAAAUAGCAGCUCAAACACAAUACUCGACAAUUUACUAAACGCCAGCUACGGAGUCAAGAGUUCUCCUCCUCUCUUUCCCAGAUUCUCACCCAUCACCAUUGACAGCAUGACCAGUCUGGCCGGGGUCAACCUAACCGGCCCCACUGGAGCCGGCUGGUGCAUCUUCGUCUACAACCUGUCCCCCGAAGCGGACGAGAGCGUCCUGUGGCAGCUCUUCGGGCCCUUUGGCGCCGUCACCAACGUCAAAGUCAUCCGUGACUUCACCACCAACAAAUGCAAGGGCUUUGGCUUCGUCACAAUGACCAACUACGACGAGGCCGCCAUGGCCAUCGCCAGUCUAAACGGCUACCGCCUGGGCGACCGCGUGCUGCAGGUUUCCUUCAAAACCAGCAAGCAGCACAAGGCCUGAAGGAGAGGCCGCUAGUGCCAGCUGGUUCAACCUGCAGGAGGACGUACCUGCGCCAUCACUCAACAUGGGCCUGGACUGAGUCUCUCUGUCUUUCUCUCUCUCUCUCUGACAUACGCUCACACAAAACCCAGAAAAACACAGACACGCAGAUGCACAUGAACAUGCACACACGAACCACGCAGACAUACCCGACGACAGAUAAGUCAGAGUUUCAAACAAACACACUAGUGGAGUUCUUUCUUUUCUCUUUACACAACUUGCUAGUCUUUCCCUAUAUUUGCCUGGAUUGAAUUAGAAAGGAUAGGUAGCUGGGUUUUUAAUCUUGAAGGGGCGGGGGGCAAUGGGGGAAGAGCUUUCUAUUUAGGAGACAGUCUAACGAAUGUGACAGAGAAUGUGUACUGAGUGCUUUGAUUGAAUUCAGGCAAAUAAUGACAACUGACGAACAAAAUUAUCAACGAAAAAAAAAGAAAAUAUGUGCAAUUUACCUAAACUCUUACCCCACCAUCUCUCCCAUUAUCCUGCUGGAGGGGAUGUAGUCACUUUUUUUACACUUGGGCAUUUUAAAUCAGUGAUUUUUUUAGAUCAAAGAAAAUGAAACUAAAAACAGUGUUCUCUUAUAUACGUCUAUUAAAAUAUUACUAUAUAUUCAAUAUUUAAGGUGGUUAUAAUAGCCGAGUAUGUAAGCAUUUUCUAGAAACUUUGACUACUGUUUCCUGACCUGCGUUAGGUGGUGCCUCGCUUCAAGGCCUUUUUCUCUUAUAUAUCAGAGCUUGUCGGCUCCGACCCAACAUGAUUUAGCGCGAUAGUCGAUGAAAAUAGCAGUUCAAAGGCCAUCACUUCGAUCCACAAAGUCUCACAGGAACUAUCACAAUAGAACAGUAACGUAUCACAGAAACACAGAUCAGUUAUAGAAAGAUUUACACAUAUUUAGUCCUCUGAAGCUGUAUUUUCUUUUGUCUUAAUCUCAACCGCACGAUACGUUGAAUACAGGCAGACCGUCUGUGAACUUCGAGCAGAGCAGCAGCGCUCCCAUGGUGACGACGUUCAUUAGUAAUUCUCUGCUGGGCGAGAGAGUGAUGAGUGUGAGGGGAAAAACUGUUUCAUCAUCACACAGCUGCCACAAAAAGGAAAAAUACUGGUGUUUUUUUUACUCUUUGGCCGACUUGCAAAAGAAGUUUUCUUGCGUCGAAGGUCGUUGUGUGUUCCGCAAUGCCUUCCUACCAACCUUUUGCAGCUAAGAGAAAAUGCAAACACAAAGCCACUGACAGGCAGGUUUGUUUCGUUACACCUGGAUGUUUCCGCUCUUAGCAUAGUUAGAAGAAAAACAAGAGCACGCUUGAAGCAGCACAUCUUCUAUAGUCAUGUGAGGCCCGCAAAGAGGCAAAACCGUGAGAUUCACUAGUAUUUUUCCUGUUUCUUAAAGAUAAAAGCUGCUUUUCUGUUGUUGAAACUGAACCUACACAGAUUGGACUACUGACAACUGACAAGAGUCAUAUAUGAACACAUAUCCAUUAAGCCGAAAGACUACCUUCUUUAGCCUUUUUAAGUGGAAAAAGUGACAUGUUUCUUUCCGUCAAAGCCAGUCUCGUCUUCUUAAAGCUUCCUGGUAACUAAACUCUGAAACGUGACGGUACAUCAACCUCGCGAUGAAGUGUCAUAGUUGCACUUUUGAUCACAAAAUAGCAUUUACCAAGUUUCUUCAGAUCAGUUCGGUGCAACAACAAAAAUAGCUGGUGAUUAAAAUAUCCCCAACCCAGGAGCAUUGGGAUUAUUUAUGGCACCCUUGAUGAAACAAUAAGGCCCAGCCCGUCUCGUCGAAGUGUCUGCUGCAGCCCAGAUUUUUGAUGUACCAUGUGGAGAGCGAGUGUCUUUUAAUAUCGAGACACAGGCGCAAGACGAUGCGUUAAAUAAGGUCAGCUAUAUUCAAGUCAUUUUUGCUUUUCUAAGUGACGCUGUGUUAGCCAAAGAGGACGGUCUCUUUGAAAAGGAUUACAUUAGAGAUAAUCUAUUUUUAUACAUACAAAGGAACAAGACCUUGUGCUGAAUUUUUACAGAUUCUUAAGCUUGGAAAAAAAAAUAAAUUGGGACAUCGCGUGGCUUUGUUCAAAACCCUCUGAUCUUUGCAGAGCAAGAGGGAAGAAGCCCGCGAUGUAUGGGUGGGGAUCUGGGGAAGGGGCGAAGGAACCACGCAUCUCACACGAACCUAACCGUUUGAAAAUAGACCUGGCGAACACAAAUCUGACCCAAAAGCAGGUACAUUUAUACAGCCAGGCCACAACCAGACAGACAUCUGUAUUUCCGAGUGAUUAGACGCACUCAGCAUCUCUUGUCUUGAAAUUGUGUAUAGUGUUGCUUCAACAACGGAAGUUCUUUGACCUGAAAAUCCCAGACAGAGCUGCAGUGAGAUUGGCUUGCUGCCCAGCUCUAAAACUGAAGAAGCUGCUUGCAGAUUGACAACAAAAAAAAGAUUCAAAAAGUGCUGGUGAUUCACAUUGAAAAUCCUUACGAUGAGAUAGAUUAGAUUUUUGCCAAAGAAUUGCUUCGCAAGUCAGUACUAAGAAGGAUAAACUUUCUAUGAUAUCCCCACAUAACUGCUGUAAAAAUCUAUGUUAUUUGUUGAGUGAGGACCCUCGAUAAUUUGAGUUGGAAUUAAUUUUGAACAUAUAUUGUAAGUUGCGCAUAUCAAUUUCCAUCUCUGAAUUAAAACAACACCAUACUAAACGCUAACAUCGACUACAUUUGCACACAUAUCAUGCAGUAUGAAAAAGGCAUUUAUUAAAAAAAAAAAGGGAUGACUCAACUUACCUUGUGACCAAGGCAAAAGAAAAAACACAUCCACCUAUUUCCCCUGACAUUCAAAUCACCCGUUUUAUCUUUAUCUUUUAGAACAUUGCAAAUACUUUUCGCUGACUUUUGUUUUUGUUUUAUUUGAUCUGACUCAUACUGUUUCUGCCCCACAAUGUUGAUUGAUGUUGUCCACAGCUAAUCACAUAAAGGUCUAAUCUAGCUCAUUAGGUUCUUGCAAGUGAUAGCAUAUUAAGUUUGAGCACGUGAUGAGGCCAGUGAUAGAUAUUAAAGCAAAAAAACAGGCCACGCUGAACCGCAGCAUGGGCGGAUCUACGGGGUGGGGCAGGGGGGGCAAAUGCUUCCAUGCUGUAGAACCUUACCACCACAGCUGACCCCUAACUUUUAUUUCUUCAAAAAUCACACUUUUAAAAUCUAAUUGCUUGUUUGUCCAAAAACCUCUUAUCUUUAUUGUUUUAUAUUUCAAAUGAAAUAUAAAAUCGGCAAAAUUGUAUUAUCGUAAAUAUGGCUUCAAGUCCCAUUAAAAAACUUAGCUAUGGUUCUGCAUCAAACACUGUUUGCUUCCCGCUCCGUGCCGAUGUGACACAGGCGCAUUUUUAUGCAACCCAGCAGAGUGGGGUCACUGGGUAUGAUUUGUGGGAGCAUUAGCAUAUUUCCCUAGUUAGUUUUGCUUACAAUAAAUGCGUCAUGAGGAGUUUUGAUGUGAAAAAAAUUAGGGGGGCUGCUACUUCGGGGUCUGAAGUUUAACUGAAAGUUCCAUAUGAUCAAUAUCACAGCAAUGAGACCGUAUCAUUAAACCACGAUACAUCUUCACUGUCAGAGUUGGAAAACAACAAAUAAGCUACAAUGAGAACAAGACGUCUAUAUAUAGUCACUGCUUGUGGGACUUUUGUGAAUGUGACAAAUCAUUUCUGGUUUCAUAUUGGGGAUUAUCACAUACUUCACUGAGGAGGUCGGGAAUUGCCACUGUCCCCCCCCUCCCCCCUACCUCCCACCCAAUACAAAAAUUUCUAGAUCCGCCACUGAACUGCAGCCAUGUUAAAGUCCAAAAAUGACCUCCCAAUCCGGGUCCAUGUGGAGACCUACACCUGAUGUUUGGCAGAGAGCCGAGGACUAUGGCAGGAAACAGUACUACACUGCUUGAGCAACAACAAUAAUCGUUUUAAAAAAGACAAAAAAACUUUCCUAUGGAACAGUAAGUGCAAUGUGCUUUGUUUUUAUAUUGACUGAGAACAAAUGAUAUAUAUUUUUAAAAAAAGAAAAAGAAACGUCACACUGAAAAGGUUUGCGGAAAAGCAAGAAGAGCAACUGUUCAGGCGAAAGCGAUUAAAUCGAACAGACGCGUUACCGAAUCAGACAAAGAAUGAGAGCUCUGCUCUUCAAAUCGUUCCACGAUCACUUCCUCGGUCCCUAUUUCGUGCUCUGUCCACGCAAGCUCAAAACUGCAUAUUUGGCUGACUUUGACAGAGCUCUUCUCAAUGACUUUGAAAGGAAAAUUGUCUAACAGAACAUGAGUUUUAGCCCACGUCAAUUUCAACUAUCAUUUUCUUGUAAUUUCUUGAUUUUAUUUACAUAUCAGGACUCACUUGUUAACUUGGUGUAUUUGUGUUGUUGAUGUUGCCAUAGAGAACACACAUGGGUCGAAGAUUACGUUUUGGUUGCAUCAAUUGGGAACACUUUGUUAUUUUUCUUCCAUUUUAUUAGUUGCAGUUUUCUACAGUGUAUGCAGAUUUUAGACUUAGUUAGAUUUCUUUUGUUUCAAUCAAACUGUGUUCAAUUGUGUUUGUAAAGUCUGUGGUAGCUUUUGUUGCAACAUAAAAAUAAUUUAAACUGAAAAAAUUCAAAAUAGCGCCAACAAACUUGUAUUAUUUGGGCGACUUUAAGCUUGUAGUUUUAACUUAUUGUUAACUUAAAAACUAUUUAUUAUGAUUAUUAUUAUUAUUAUUGCCUCGUAUAAAGUAUGUUUUGUGUAUAUUUAUGGUUUAUUUCAUUAUAUUUGCAAGUUUAAAAGAUUUUAAGUUUGCCAAAAUUGUGGUUACACCAUUUUGUUUCUUAAAAAGGGGGACAAAUAGAAAAACAGCUUUAGAAGUACGAUUUGGAAACGUUCUCCAUAGUCAAAGAAUGCACUGCUAUAUUUAACUAAUUGAAGUGUAUAAACAUACAUGCUGUGUGCUAGAUGUUAUGCCUUUACUGCCUGUGUUCUGUUUGUCUUGUUAAAUGAAAAUCUUUUAAUUAUUUAACCUAAUCACAGUCUUGUUUUUUCCAACCACUCUGUGAACCCCUGAGAGAUGAAGGUGCCCCCCCCUUUGGUGAGGCUUCGGCCCACUUCAGGGGGAAAGAUUCGUUUGAUUUGCUCAAAAGAUGCUUUCCUGUUUUGAUGAUGGGCUGAAUUUAUCUAAAUUAAGCUGAAGCAUCUGAAUCUGCCAAAUAAAUGUGCUUGUGACGCCACAUGUAUCAAUUUUAAUAUCAAUUUGUGCUAUUCAGACUGUCACAAAGUCAGCAAAGACCUCUGGGGAAAAUAUCACAGAGCUCCAACUAGCUACAGGAAGGUAUUCUUGGGGGUCUCUAGAGUAGCAAAGGGGUGAGUGGUCUUUCUGUUUCUCAACUGUAUUUUGUGUCUAUUUAUUUAGAAGAGGGGACGCAGUAACUUAGUGAUGUUUUUCUUACCUUUUCCUGGAAUGGUAGAACAAAUCAAAAGGUAAAAACGAUCAAAUAGUUUUGUCGACAGCAACGUCGACAGAAAAAAAAAAACUUUAAAAAAAAUAUACAAAAUCUCAUACUUCCAAACAUGACCAAAUGAACAAUGUCAAAUUUAAACAAAGAUAAAAAAUAAACCGUUCAGUUUAGACUAGGAUAUUUAUUACUGGGAUUUCAGCUGAAGACGCUUGAAGACUUUUUUCAUGGAAUUGUUUAAUUAUUUGUACUUUACAUGCCAGAAAAAAAUAAAAUGAAAGUUACAAAUAAAA
Molecule: messenger RNA, 7210 nt
Organism: Fundulus heteroclitus (mummichog)
Lineage: Eukaryota; Metazoa; Chordata; Actinopteri; Cyprinodontiformes; Fundulidae
Gene: elavl3
Product: ELAV like neuron-specific RNA binding protein 3
Exons: 8
Coding region: 282-1439 (385 amino acids)
Cellular component (GO): ribonucleoprotein complex
Molecular function (GO): RNA binding
Source: RefSeq, a predicted model, not a curated record